Messenger RNA from Styela clava, 1068 nucleotides. Lineage: Eukaryota; Metazoa; Chordata; Ascidiacea; Stolidobranchia; Styelidae. The record is from RefSeq and is a predicted model, not a curated record.
CGAUCACACACAUGAAAGGAAACGGAUUGAAGAAAUACUUCCAAACUUGAUGGAAAUGUCCUUCGAAGGCACAAAAAAGAAACGAGUCAUUUUUACAACUAAGGAUCUCACAAAAUUUCAACUUCAAUCCAAUGAAGUUCGUGACAUUAUCAUCAAGGUACCUGGGAAAAACAUGUUCAACCAACAUCUCAUGGAGGGAGACCAUCUGAUGUUCUUCAGCCAUCAAGUCCUUCAAGAAGUUUUAUCCGCUCUCUAUAUUUCAAACAUGGAUUCUACUACGUUUCGCAAAUUUAUCGAAACUGAGUUCCGAGAUGAUCAUUGGGCAGUUGUUCGCCAUCUAUUGGGUGGAAUUAUUCUGAAUCCUGAUAUUGAAAGUAGUCUCAUAACAAACUUUUCUCUGAUGCCAGACAAGAUGAGAAGAAAAAAAUUCUGAGAGAAUUUCUAUCAUCUCAGUCACAUGAAGUAAUGGAAUCAUAUCAGGAGUUCGAGCUGUAUGGAACAUUAUAUGAAGCUAACAACACCGAUCUUAUUCAAUCCUGCAUCAGGGAGAUUGAUUUUGAGGAAGAACUCUUCACUACAGCAGGAAUGCAUGUAAUGUCAUCAGAUAUACGACGCUGCAACCACCUAACUCGGGUUUGUCUAUACGACUGCAAUCUCAAUGCUGAACUGGUUCAUAUCCUGAAGUCAAAUUUGGAAGGUUCCUGUUUGAAGUUGGAUGAACUAGAUGUCAGUGAAAACAGGGAUAUUGGACCUGCUGGUUGGGCUGAAGUUGGAUUAGUUGUUACACAAUGUCAGGUGAAGGUAUUCAAGGCUCGGUAUUGCAAUCUGACAGCAGAAGGAAUGAAAGCAUUCAAGGAAAACACUGGCAAUGCAAAGGAUAAGUGAACAUCUUUAUGACGUCAUACACUAAACAAAACAUUCAGCAUUCAGGGCUUGAAAUGAGCAUAUGACAUCUGAACGAGUUUGGUUUACGCAUUAAUAGGAGUUAAACUCACAAAAUAAAUGAACUUCAAUGCCUUGCAUUUUGCUAUUAAGAUAUAACAUUGGAUUAUAGCUGACGAACCGGCA